This is a messenger RNA of Darwinula stevensoni, 2224 nucleotides long. Lineage: Eukaryota; Metazoa; Arthropoda; Ostracoda; Podocopida; Darwinulidae. The record is from the annotation of a GenBank genome assembly.
CAUUUCAGUUUACUAGGCUUGGAGUGCCAGUUGGUCAUGGCCAUUAAUGGAUUCAUUGGCACAUGACUUGAGAAAUGAUUAGAUGACAGAUCUGAUCUACCAGUUUGCCUCUUCCCUAUGGGAUGGAAGCAGAUGACAUAUUUACCUGAUGGGAUGCCUUUCUGUGAGAUGUUACUUCCUUACUUGUUGUGCCCUACAGUUGGUUUCAACUGCUGAGCGACAAGUAUUUGAUCUCCUUGGCUACUUAUGGUUACCAAUUCUUCUCAAUUUUGUUCACAUCCUAUUCACCAUCAUUGGGAUUUUUGGUGGUUAUCAGGCUCGUUGGAAAUACGUAGUUUCCUGUGCAUCAUGGAAUGCCUUCUGGAUAGGGUGGAACAUAUUUCUGAUCUGCCUUUAUCUUCGAGUUGGUGUCCUACAAGAUGUAAGUUUGUUAUUUACUGAUCUGGAUAUUCUGAGUUUAGGAACUGGGAGUUACAGUUGGUGGGAGGCCAAUGGUCCAGGCUGUAUGCCACAUUACUCAACAAAUCAAACUUUGGCCAGCCCAUAUGCUCCUCCCAGACCAGUGAGGGUUGAAAACUGUAUCCUUGGCCACAGGACAAUAGAGGCCACUCAUGCUGGCAUUCAGAUUGCUUUUUCUUUGCUACUGCUGCCUGCUGCUUUGUACCUGAUGCGGGUGAAGGUUCCUGAAGAUGACCAGUCUGGAGGGAAGAGUCGAACAACGUCUCUAUACUCGAUUGAACUGGUGCCAGACCCUCCUUUCCCACAGAGAACAAUGACACCUCGCCGUGUGAAACGUCGAUCCCUGACCCGUUCCUCAGGGCGAAGUUCGACCCGAUCUCGUCAGUCGACCUUAAACCGAGCAUCAUACCUGGCCAGUCGGCAUCUCCCAUCAUAUGAUCCAAGUGCAUUAGACUCAUCAACUUCAAACGAUGAAGCAUAUCGACAUCUCCCUCCGCCACCACCACGGUUGAUUCAAGGUCAUAUUAACCCGACCUAUGCAGGGUCGAGACCCAGUUCAGUGGCAUCUAGUAGUGUGAUGAACGGACUGAAUACAACAGCUGAAUGGGCACCUGGCAUUGAUCUCCUUAUGCGGCCUAAGUCUGCCCAAAGUUCCUACUCGAACUUUCACGGUCAACGCCCAGCCAUUCCGGCUUCAACCAUGAGGCCAACGCGAACUAGCACUCCUGAGUGGCCAGCACCACCUCCUCCUCACCAGUUAGUACAGGGUCAAGGCCGUUCCUACCACCCAGGCCUUAAUUCUGAAACUGUCAUUUGAAGUGGAUGAGCAGGGUGAUCCUUUGUGAACCUCUAUGACCUAUUCUCUCUUCUGAAUGACAGAGUGGCUGAGACCAACCUUUUCAAUUCAUUCAUUCAUUUGCCCUUUUCCCUCCUGAGAAUCUCCUAUUCAGCUUUUCUAGCAAGUACAAGACCCAGCUGAAUGUGAUCUUGGCCAUAUUGUAUGCAUUUCCUAAUCAGGUAGUAUUUUUAUUUGCCCUCAUGUAUCACAUUGUAUGUCUAUCUAGAAUUUUGCUCAUUGCUUUUCUCAAAUAUACUCAAGGUCAUGCAGAGGUCUUUCAGUAAAUGCAUGGUGCCUAAUUUAGUGCCUUUAACAGGUAACUCAUGAAUCAGCAUCAUUGAUAUUAUCUCAUUUUUCUUUGCCCCUUUUAUUUCAACCAGUUUUCCUCUUUUUUUUGUAGGAUAAUUUUUUGCAGGUGAUUUCCCAUUGUGAGAAGAGUUUUACACUCCCCUUUCCUCAUUCAUUCCUGAUCCAAUUCUUAUUAGCUAUAUUGUUGCCAGAAUCUCUACAGCCAUUUGCAAUUGUGGGAGUGAUACCUCAUUAUAUUUUGAGGUUUGUUUUCAUAUGGUAUGCCACCCAUACUCAUGGUCUUGAAGAGUGAUUGCCUUCAAAUUACAGACACUUGUUUUCCUUUUCCAGAUCCUUAUUCCCUUUUGUUUUUGAGUGAAAGUAGUUGCUUUGACUUUGGAAACCUAUCUCACAAUUACUCUUCUUGAUAAGGUUUAAUCCCACAAUGAUUGAACUUUCUCAUCAAUACUUUUUGAGAAAGGGUUUGUUUUUUAAUCUGGCAAGAGUGGCAAGUGACCUUGGAUGAUAGAAACAUACACCGUCCCUACCUGAGAAGUGAUAGAAGUUGACGUAUCAUGUUUGUUUUUCGUAUAGCAAGCAAGUCAGCUUGGAGCAUAUUUAUUUUGAAUUCUGUGAGUG